Messenger RNA from Caenorhabditis remanei, 912 nucleotides. RefSeq lists its product as uncharacterized. The record is from RefSeq and is a predicted model, not a curated record. The transcript has 7 exons. Gene Ontology annotation, biological process: protein phosphorylation. Lineage: Eukaryota; Metazoa; Nematoda; Chromadorea; Rhabditida; Rhabditidae. Gene Ontology annotation, molecular function: calcium/calmodulin-dependent protein kinase activity; calmodulin binding. Bases 1 to 912 code for a protein of 303 amino acids.
AUGGACGGUCUGUUAGCUCGUCUGAAGCUAGGAAGUAAACGGAAAAAGAAGACUGCGUCGGUGAAGAGAACCCGUCCGGAGAGUGCUCGACAGACGAGAGAUAUCUCUGGAUCUUUGUAUUCUGAUCUCACCGCUUCCUCUUCUACAGUAUCCGCAACUUCUGCUCCUGAUAUAGUACUGAAAAAAGAUCAGGCGGAUCAAGUGGGAGAAGUAAAGAAAGAAAAGGAGAAAGUGGUGGAACAAGUGGAAGAAGAGAAGAAGAAAUCCGAGAAGGUGGUUGAGAAGAAUGAUGGCCGCAACCUGCUCAACAAGAAGGAGCAAGGACCACCAUCGACGAUCAAAGAGUCCUCCGAAUCCUCGCAGACAAUCGACGACAACGAGUCGGAAAAAGGUGGUGGACAGCUGAAACACGAGAACACAGUUGUCCGAGCGGAUGGUGCCACUGGAAUCGUAUCUUCAUCAAAUUCGUCGACAGCAAGCAAGUCAUCGUCAACUAAUUUAUCAGCUCAAAAACAGGAUAUUGUACGGGUGACACAGACGCUGCUGGAUGCCAUUUCAUGCAAAGAUUUCGAUACAUAUACACGAUUAUGCGACACUUCGAUGACAUGCUUUGAACCAGAAGCACUUGGCAACCUUAUCGAAGGCAUCGAAUUCCAUCGAUUCUACUUUGAUGGAAACCGCAAAAACCAAGUUCACACGACGAUGCUGAAUCCAAAUGUUCAUAUCAUCGGAGAGGAUGCCGCCUGUGUUGCUUAUGUGAAGUUAACACAAUUCCUGGAUAGAAACGGAGAAGCACACACUCGUCAAUCACAAGAAUCACGUGUAUGGUCGAAGAAACAGGGACGAUGGGUAUGUGUUCAUGUGCAUCGAUCGACGCAACCCUCCACGAAUACAACAGUUUCCGAGUUCUAG